AUGGCUUUUUUCAAAUACAAGGAAAUCCUUUUUAUUCCACUGUUCCACUCAGUGGAAACACUCAGCUAUGUAGAAAAUGAAUUCCAACUGCUGGAUGAUGAUACUGUGGUCGUAUCUUACCCCAGGUCAGGUCAGUUGUGCGAUUAAGUAAAUAGAUAGACUCUGGAUUUAGUUGGCUUAGUGAGGUACCACUUUGGAUGAUAAUAUUUAUUACGUCACUAACUUUAAAUAUGAAGCUCACAAAGAAUAUCCCCUCCCCACACUCUUUCGAUACUUUACAACUGUGAUGCUCCAUGAAUGUCAGGACAAAGAAAAGUUAUCUCAGAUUAAGAAAAGAACAGGGGUGGGGGUGGGGAAUAAUAAAAAUACAGAACUAUACAUGACACAUUUGUGCCUGGAAAUUUCACUGCAAAAGAUAAUUGAACUUGAGCUUCAAAGAGAGAAAUUUUCUAGCCAGAUUUAUCACUGCAGUGAGAUUCAUCCACACAUUAAACUCAGAGAGAUAUGUAGGUAGAUCCCUCUUCACUCUAGAUUAAGGUUACCAGAUUUGAAUCCGGGGACACUUUUAAAAUUCAGUGGAUUUUCUAUGGGGACUGAUUUGUAAAUCCGGGGACUGUCCCCGGGAAACGGGGACGUCUGGUAACCUUACUCUAGAUGUCAAACUUUCAGUUCUGAGGGUUUCCCCCCACUCUGUGUAGGCAUCUACAUGCCAUGGAAUGCAACUCUAAGCAACUAAACAAAACAUGAAGGAGCAUCUCCACCCCCAUCAUUCAGCCUGGACAUUGAGGUCCAGCUCCAAGGGCCUUCUGAUGGUUCCCGCACUGCAAGAAGCGAAGUUACAGGGAACUAGGCAGAGGGCCUUCUUGGCAGUGGCACCCACUCUGUGGAACAUCCAUCAGAUGUCAAGGAGAUAAAUAACUACACAACUUUUAGAAGACAUCUCAAGGUAGCCCUGUAUCAGAAGGCUUUUAAUGCUUGUUUUCAUUAUAUUUUUAGAUAAAGCUGCCCAGCGUGGUUGGGGAAACUCAGCCAGAUGGGUGGAGUAUAAAUAAUAAAAUGAUGAUGAUGAUGUGUGCGCACUUGUGCAAAAAGGACAGGUGUGUUGCAGCAGCUCAUGCUUUGUACUCAAAAAUCGCAGACAGUUUUUCUUUAAAACAGCCCUGAUUCCUAGGUAGCUGCCUACGAAAAUGGAGGUCACCAUGACAAACUUGCAUUCUUGGGAUACCUUAACAAUGAAGGCAGAAGAGAUCUAUGUCAAAGGGAACUGUUCAAACUUAUUUAAUAGAAAUAUACUUGUUUAAAUUGUCCAAAAUUAUUUGUGGGUUUUUCAGAAAACAUCACAUAGUCCCAUUGACAAUGGCCAAUAGUCUGGAAACGGACCACAGCCUACCUUGUGCCCACCCCUCUUUCUCACAGUUAUCUGGGCAACUUAAGUCAGCACCCGCCUUCCAGAACAUCACCCACCUUCUCUUUGCACAGACGUUCUUAGGACAAAAUUGUUUGGACUCCUGGCUGGAAACCAAAGGAGGGGAGAAGGCUCUUGUGCUCAUGUUUCGCUCCCUGGUUUCCCACUUGCAUCUGGGAGAAACAGGACGCCAGACUCAAUGGGCCACUGGUCUGAUCCAGCAGGCUACUCUUCUGUUCUCAUUUGCACCACACUCAGCAAAAUAAUAUCAUCAACUUCAGCAUGUUAUACCAUUCCUGAAUUUUGGGGAUCUUGUCGCACAGGAAGGUGCUAAGUAGCUAGCUGUGGACAAAGAUCCAUUCCAUUUCUUGUGAUCAUCUAAUUUAUUUCACAAGGGCCAGACAUUAAUGCACAGAAGAAGAUUGUGACUGGUGGACUUCCUCCUAGGUACCCAUUGGAUGGCGGAGAUCUUGAGCUUAAUACAGAGUCAUGGGGACCCCUCAUGGGUUCAGAAGGUACCACUGUGGGAAAGGGCACCCUGGAUUGAGAUUGAUGUUCAUUUGCAGAUUGCCUUGAAAAAUCCUUCCCCAAGGAUCCUGAAUACUCACCUGCCAUUCCAGCUUUUCCCCAAGUCCUUCCUCCACUCCAAGGCCAAGGUAAGAGAGGAACAAUGGACACAUCAAGCUUGUCUUUGGCUUCUGUCUUUCUGACACAUAGAUGUGAGGGAUUCUGGAACACUUGACACAGCCUCUUUACAGGAGGAUGCCAUAUUUUGUACUAGAGCACAGAGAGAGUUAUUGGAAAGCUCCUUAGCAGUUGCCCGAUUGCGGGAGAACUUGAAUUGGUCAUGGUCCACAUGCAUGGUCAGCCCAGGUCCUCACUGCAGGCUUCUCCUGUUUCCAUGUCAGGCUUUAUUAUGUGAUGCUUUGUGGAUUAUAUAUUUCACAAAUUAAAAGUAUUUAAAGGGCAAAUCUUGAAUGACCAUUUUUUUUCAAAAUGGCAUGAUUUUAUUUAUUUCUUUUUAAAAAAUAUUUUUGUCAGGGAACUGCCAUCGGAAGGAAGGGAGGUGAAAGGGCUCACACAGGUUGGGAGAGACUCAGCAGCUGAAGAGGGAACCAGUAGGGGGAGAGGAGCUGAGCUGAGGGAAAGUGAGCUGGAGGGAUGGCUCAGAGACACUUCCAGCGAAAACAGUGGGGAGGUUUCAGGACCUCCUGUAGGGACACCCACUCCUCGCCGGAAACUGUCACGCAGAGAGUCCAGAAGACGUGUUUCCGUUAAGGAGCUUUUAUGUUGGAAGAAAUUCCGAAAGCAACCACUGUCGGAAUCUGCCAGUGACUAGAGGAGCCAUGUCUGAGGGGCUCCGUCACAGACAGAGGUUUGUGGACUUGAACAAACUCUGAGGGGAUACUGAUUUUACGCACAAGCAGCUCAUCAUCCCAUCACAGCAUUCCGACAGUCUUUGAAAGCAGCUUGUGCAGGAGAAGGCAUCAUGAGCAACCCAGCCGGAACCGGAGAAGCAGGAGCUGGAGCGGGUCCAAGCCUGGAAGAAAGGUACCGGGUGUUGGAGGUCCAGCUAGCGCUGCAGACGGCGAGGCUUGAGGAGAGGAGGGCUCAGGAUGCAGACAAAAGGGAAAGCCACCCAGCUCGCCAGAAAGGUACCAGGAUUGGUGCAGAAGUUUGGGGGGGAGCCCAAAGACUAUCAUGGCUUUCGGACAGAGAUGCAAUAUGCUCUCAAUCUGCAGUUUGAUGAAUUCCCUGACGAGGAAUCACGAGUGGCUUUCGUGAUUGGGCAUCUUGAAAAGGGGCGAGAGACUGGGUUAGACCCCUGAUGGCAGCGAAUAGUGACGUCCUAAAGGACACGAUGAAGUUCUUUCGCGCCAUGGAUCUGAUGUUUUCCAGCGAUAUUGAACAGGGAGUGGUGCGCAGACAGUUAAUGGCUUGCAAACAGGGGAGCCGAUCUGUCCGUGAGUACUGGACUGAGUUCACCAUGCUGGUUCACAGAUUGGGGUGGGACUUAUCGGCGGAACCCAUUCAAAUGCUCUUUGAAGAAGGGCUUUCUUCGGCUGUGAAAGACGAACUUUCCCGGGCGCCCAGGGCGGAGUCUAUGGACCAGCUGACCAAAUCAGCGCUGACCAUAGGAGCGCGCGAGGAGGCGGAGCGAGCAUUGGAGAGGCGGGAAGGGAAGGGGGAACGUUGGAAGGAGUUCCGCAUUCCAGACAUUCCAGAGCCAACUUUCCCGCCGGCAGAGCCGAUGGAAAUCGGAACAGCGCGCGCGCGCAGUUUCAAAGCCCAGUGAGGGGGAAAGAAGGAGCGAAAAGGCGCCCGGAAAUGCUAUCUCUGCCAACAGCCAGGUCACUUUGCCAGAGUCUGCCCCCAGAGGAAGGAAUGGCAAGGGAUGGUAGGAGCUGUGGAGGGAAGAGAGGAAGAAAUACCGGAGCAAGUAAAGCCAACGCCUGGCUGCCACCGUCGGGGCACAGCAGCCAGGCCAAAGAGCAGUGAGAGUGCCCACGCCAGAACCUCCUAAACCCGCCCUAGUGAUAGAAGUGGCGCUAGAGCUGCCAAACGGACACCCUCUAAAGAUAAAGGCGCUGUUGGACUCAGGCAGCUCCUGCAAUUUCAUGAGCAAAGAGUUUGCAGCUGAACACCAGAUACAGACGAUCCCUUUAAGCAACCCCUGCAGGUGACCACGAUCGAUGGCAGGGAGCUGUUGGGAGGAGAAGUCAGCUUGCAGACCGUCCCAAUGAUAAUGAAGGUGGCAAGGCACACCGAACUGAUAGCGUUUAAUGUGGCCACCUUGGGAGGAGCUCCCAUUAUAUUGGGGAUGAGCUGGCUAGCGUUACAUGAUCCGCUGGUGGGCUGGCAUCAGAGAGUGGUUUCUUUUGGUUCAGCACAUUGCUUAGAACAUUGCAAAGAGGGAAAGGGUUUGGCAGGGGCCCAAGCCACCCUAGCAGGGACUGAAGUAACGGAGAACGUGCAGGUACCACGACAAUACGCAGAUCUCCGCGACGUCUUCAGCGAAAGGGAAGCUGACCAACUACCCCCGCAUAGACCCUUUGACUGUCAAAUCAAUUUACUCCCUGGGGCACAGCUCCCUGUAGGCAAGCUGUACGCCAUGUCAGACAGAGAGAUGCAGGAGCUAAGAGAGUUCAUUGACAAGAACCUGAAGAGAGGGUUCAUCAGAGAGUCCAGGGCGGUGGGGGUCAGCCCAGUGUUUUUUUUGGAUAAGAAAAACUCGAACAAGCCGAGGCUGGUGUGUGACUUCAGGGCCUUAAAUGCAGUGUCAGAACCAGUGGCCUUCCCUAUGCCCAGGAUUGACGACAUUUUGACAAGGGUGCGGAAGGGAAAGAUUUUCACAAAGCUGGACCUAAGGGGGGCGUACAACCUGAUACGAAUAAGGAAGGGGGAUGAAUGGAAAACCACCAUGUUCACCCCUUUAGGGGCAUUUGAAUAUUUGGUUAUGCCCUUCGGCCUACAAGCAGGCUCCGCAUGCUUUCAAUCGUUAUGAACCACGUCCUGGGGCCUUUGCUUUACAAGAAUUGUGUGGCCUUCUUAGACGACGUGUUGGUGUAUUCUGAGAAUGAGGAGCAGCAUGUGAGAGACGUCAGAGAAGUGUUGAGCAGGCUGCAAGCCAGCCUGCUGUGGGUGAAACUGGAGAAGUGUCAGUUUCAUACCAAGGAGGUGGAAUUCCUGGGGUAUCGCCUGUCGGACAAGGGAUUGACCAUGGAUCCCGGCAAGGUCCAGGCGGUGCUGGAAUGGAAAACACCCAAAACAAGGAAGGAUGUGCAGAGGUUCCUAGGAUUUGGGAACUUCUAUCGUAAGUUCAUCCGAAACUUUGCCCACCUGACGGCGCCCAUUACGGACUGUCUCAGCAGUAAGAAGAAGUUCGUUUGGACUGAGGAGGCGGAGCGAGCAUUUGAGGAACUUCGCCUCGGAACAACAACUCCUGCAUGUGGAUUUACAAAAACCGAUGAGAGUGGAAACUGACGCAUCAGACAGAGCGAUUGGGGCGGUGCUUCUGCAGCCAGGGAAGGAGGAGUCAGAGUGGAGACCGUGUGCCUUUUUUCGCGAAAGCUGAACAAAUCCGAGAGGAACUACACGGUGUAUGACCGAGAACUACUAGCCAUUCAUGAGGCGUUCCGGAGAUGGAGGCACCUGCUAAUUGGCGCACAACAUAAGGUGCAAGUGUGCACUGACCACAAGAACCUAGAGUAUUGGAGGACGGCACGAGUGCUCAACCAACGGCAAGUGAGAUGGGCCCAGGAGUUCUCCAAAUUUAACUUUGAGAUUUGUUACGUGCCAGGCCCAGAGAACAUUAGGGCGGACGCUCUCUCACGCAAACCUGAGUAUUUGGAGGGAGGGAGCACCCGAAGAGAGACAUGUCAUUCCAGAGGACCGCUGGGUGUGUGGGGCGGCAUUGGUGGGACAAAGAGAACUGGUAGAGGAAACAGAGAAUGAUGAAUACGCCCAGAAUAAGCUCAGAGGUCGUAGGGGUGAGGGAGAGGAACCACGGGGUUUAGAGGAAAGAAAUGGAGCUUUGUAUUACAAAGGGGCACUGUAUAUCCCUGAAGGAGACUUAAGGGGGAGGGUACUCAAGCAGUUGCAUGACAGCCCCACGGCGGGGCAUUUUGGACAACACAAAACCAUGUGGUUGGUCACCAGGGAAUUUUGGUGGCCUAAGGUGAGGGAAGAUGUACGUGAGUAUGUAAGAGGGUGCGAGCAAUGCCAGCGAGCCAAAGGGGAAAGGAGGGCGCCGGCCCCCCAAUUAGAACCCUUACCAACCCCAGAACGACCUUGGGAGGCAGUGUCGAUAGAUUUUAUGACUGAUCUGCCGAAGUCCAAAGGGAAAACAGCCAUCAUGGUGGUGGUAGACCUACUAACAAAGAUGUGCCACUUUGUAGCUUGCUCGCAUGCAGUCACGGCGGAAGAGACAGCGAAGUUAUUUGUAGAACACAUUUUUAGGUUGCACGGGGUGCCAUUGAGGGUGGUCUCAGACCGAGGAAAACAAUUUACUUCCAGGUUCUGGAGGAAGCUCAUGAGCUUACUGCAGGUGGAGGUCAACUUUUCGACUGCCCGGCACCCUGAAACCAACGGGCAGGCGGAAAGAGCAAACGGUGUCCUCCAGCAAUACCUGAGGUGUUAUGUCAAUGACAGAGAGAAUGACUGGGUAGAAAAGUUGGCGCUGGCGGAAUUUGCCUACAACAAUGCCGAGAAUGUGUCCACAGGGAUGAGCCCCUUCUUGGCCAAUUAUGGGUGUCAUCCCAGGGCUUUCCCAGGGGGAGAAGGGGAGAGAUGGAGCGUCCCGGCAGCCGAGCAUUUUGUAGAAGAAAUGGAAGCAAUCCAUCGUCAGCUCCAACUCAACUUAGAAAGGGCGAAGGAAGAAUACAAGAGGCAGGCAGACAAGAACCGAAGGGAAGGUGAAACCAUAAGGGUGGGAGAUAGGGUGUGGCUGUCAACCCAAGGGUUGCCGUUCAAAGGAGGUUGUAAGAAAUUAAGACCCAGGAGGUUGGGUCCCUUUGAGGUCAUUCAACAGGUCAACCCAGUGGCUUUCAGGCUCCGGUUACCCAACCACAUGAAACUGCACCCAGUAUUUCACAGGUCGUUACUGUCACCGUACCAGGGGGGACGAGAAGGGAUGGCCACUCGGGGACCGGUCAUAGAAGAAAGAGAAUGCAGCAGCCAUGUGGCAGAAAUCCUCGACGCCAGGUGGAAGGGGGAUCAGGUGGAGUAUUUGGUAGCGUGGGAAGGAGAACCGGAGUCAGAAAACACUUGGGUAAUGGCCGAAGAUAUCAAUGACGAGGUAUUGAUAGAAACGUUCCAUCAAAGGUUCCCAAGGAAACCUCAGCCUGUGGAGAGGUUCCGGAGGGAAUACUUUGGGACCACUGAUGAGGAGGAGGAGUGGGAAGGAUUCCCGGACUCGGAAGGGGAAGGGGAGAUGGACUCUGAGGAGGAGGAGUACUUCGAGACCAGGAACCGCAACAGGUGGAGAGAAGUGUUCGAGACAUCGGAAGAUGAAGGAAGUUCAUUCCGGGGUUUUGCCUCCUCACCGCCCGUAGAGGAGGGGCGAGAGGGGGGUGAAGGGGGCCCUGGAGGGGAGGUGGAUGUCAGGGAACUGCCAUCGGAAGGAAGGGAGGUGAAAGGGCUCACACAGGUUGGGAGAGACUCAGCAGCUGAAGAGGGAACCAGUAGGGGAGAGGAGCUGAGCUGAGGGAAAGUGAGCUGGAGGGAUGGCUCAGAGACACUUCCAGCGAAAACAGUGGGGAGGUUUCAGGACCUCCUGUAGGGACACCCACUCCUCGCCGGAAACUGUCACGCAGAGAGUCCAGAAGACGUGUUUCCGUUAAGGAGCUUUUAUGUUGGAAGAAAUUCCGAAAGCAACCACUGUCGGAAUCUGCCAGUGACUAGAGGAGCCAUGUCUGAGGGGCUCCGUCACAGACAGAGGUUUGUGGACUUGAACAAACUCUGAGGGGAUACGAUUUUACGCACAAGCAGCUCAUCAUCCCAUCACAAUUUUUAUUAAAGAUUUUCUUGGUUUACAAAAGUACAUGCAUUGUUUCUUUUUUCAGGUUCUAUAGUCUUUCUUACAAAUCAGUUACAGAUAUUAGUGUUGAGUACUGUAUAAGGUUGGGGAAGAAGAGGGGGAGAGGAGGGGUGGGGUGGUGAGGCUAAUAUUUUUUGUAUAGUGUACGUGUAAGGUUUUGUGUCAGCGUCAACUGGGAAGGUUCUCUUUCUAUUCAUUUAUUGCAUUUCCUUGGUAGUGAGAGGUAUGGGGGGUCAGGGUGGGGUUGGUUGUCUAUGGGUGGCUGCAGUGCGGUUUGUUUGCAUUUGUGAGGGGAGGGGGAGUGCUUGUUGGGUCAGGUAAACCAGAGUGAUUCUUAUGCUGUUGGUGGAUUCUUCUUGUUAUUUUGUUGGGCUGUGUAUGUGAUAAAUGGGAGCCACACUGGGGUGAAGGUGUCCUUUUCUAUUGGUUCCCGUGUCAGUUUCAGUUUAUUGGUUAGCUUUUCUAGUAAGGCAGUUACAGUUUUUAGUGACACAGUGUAUUCUAGUUUUGAGGGAUUUUGUUCCUGCAUCUGUUUGCUAAUAGUCUGGAGUCCUUCCCUCCAUAUUCGUAAAAUGGUUGUUUUAUUAUUGAUUUCUAGACAGUCAAUUCCCCUUCUUUUUUGUUCCAUGAAUUUAAGAUGGGUUGUUGUUUUUUUGGCUCCUGUUUGUUUGUAGUGUGAUGAGAGAGUCAUAAUGUCUUGUUCUAAUUUACCAAUUUAUGCAAGCUCCUCUGGUGACUGCUUUCAUUGUGUCCCAAAGGAGGGGGGUUGUUAUUUUGCCCACAUCAUUGUCCUUAAAGAAGAGACUAAUUCCCCUUUUUGGAGGAGAAAAGCACUGUUCUUUGGGCUAAAAUGUUAAAAUGUUGAGCUUUUUUUAGGGGAGCCAAAGUUGUUGAGCUUCUUUGGGGGGGGUGCCAGUGAUCUAACGGUGAUCUAUCUACCACAGAUGUCCAGUGAUCUACCUGUUGGACGUGCCUGGAGCAGACCAUUUGAAAUUAAUGGUCCUAUGUUAGUUAUGCCCAUUAUUUUCAGUGGCUCCACUCUGAGUAGAUGUCACACUGGAUACAUUCAGUAACAGUAAAUUAAAUAGCAAUUUGUUACCCUUUCAUGGGACAGUAGUCAGCUGCCACACUCUGCCUAAUGUUAGGGCCAAGAUGGCUGCUCUCCCUAAAUGUGGUCCUGUAUCUGUUACAGAUAGUCUGUACACUGCGUAACCCCAGAGAUGUGAUGGUUUCAGCCUACUACUUCAGGAAAGGCUAUAAAGAUUGCAAUGAUCUAGAAACUGUGGAAGAGUUCAUGGAGAGUUUCCUGAGUGGGGAAGGUAUGGAAGGAGGCAAAUCAGCCAGUCUCCUUUGUUGUGGUCCAGCACAAUGUCUACUACCAGAAAGGCUCUCUUCUUAGCUAAUGGAACAGCCUUGACAGAGAAGUAUAAGUUGCAGUUGGAUACAUGGAGAAGGGAAGAAAUGGGUGAAAGUCCUAUUUUAGUCAUUUUCUUUUUAAGCAAAUUAAUAAACGUCCUUAACAAAUGGGUAAGACUGGCACCAACAUGAGAAUAGAGUGAAACCUCACAUUCAGUGUUGUGGAUGAUAACAGACAUUCGCUGGUGGCAGAGACAAAAACAAACAAACCUUAACAGAGAAAGCUUCAUUCAAACCUUUACUUCUCCUUUGUGUGGAUAAUGUCACUACACACAUCAGUCACUAGGUGGCGCUGGACAUACGCCAGAGUCAAUGUUUUCUGUUAUUUAUUUUGUUUUUGAGGGACAAUGCAGUCGUUCUAAGUCCCUGACAGGCCAACUUGAAUAAACCCCACCUAGCUAUUCUACGCUGCAUCAACAGAAGUAUAGUGCCCAGAGCAAGAGGAGUCAAAGGCCCACUCUCUUCCGCCUUGGUCAGACCACACCUGGAAUACUGUGUCCAGUUCUAGGCACCACAAUUUAAGAAGGAUAUUGACAAGAUGGGAUGUGUGUAAAGGAGCUUGACCAACAUGAUCAAGGGUCUGGAAACCAAACCUUAUGAGGAGCAGUUGAGGGAGUUGGGUAUGUUUAGCCUUGGAAAUGGCCCUCAGCCCCCAGGAGCUGGCACCUAUGCUGACUGGUGUUUCUUCUACAUCUACAAUGGCAUUCUCUCCCUUCCCAGUGAUGGGAAGGCAUUCCACAGGGUGCCUGGUUCCCUGUCACUUCAGGGAAGAGCCAGUGUGGUGUAGUGGUUAAGAGUGGUAGUCUCAUAAUCUGCUGAACUGGGUUCGCUUCCCUGCUCCUCCACAUGCAGCUGCUGGGUGACCUUGGGCUAGUCACACUUCUUUGAAGUCUCUCAGCCCCACUCACCUCACAGAGUGUUUGUUGUGGGGAAGGAAGGGAAAGGAGACUGUUAGGUAGUGAUAAAGUGGGAUAUCAAAUCCAAACUCUUCUUCUUCCCUGCACAACUCUUUACAUUUCACCAUUGUUUCCUCUUUGCUCUUCCAGUGGGUUAUGGUUCCUGGUUUGACCAUGUGAAAGGCUGGGUGGAGAUGAAGGAGAGAGCCAACAUCUUCUUCAUCACCUAUGAAGAACUGCAGCAGGUACAGGUCCAAGCUUGCCUGUGUUCAUGCACUACCAGGUUACGGGCCCAACUCUGACAUUAUUCAUGCAUGAAGUUGCCAAUUUUUUGUUUGGAAAGAUUCUGGUACUAUUGGCCAGAUGACUCUGAGGAAGUGCAAAAUUCCUUGCUACCCCUACAAGAAUUAUGAAGAAAAUAAGAAUAAUAUUGUACCCAUUCAAAUGGGUGGCUUGCUUCAGCCACUCUGGCCAGCACAUAUAAAGACAUAAUAAAACAUUAAGCAUUAAAAAGCUUCGCUAUACAGGGCUGCCUUCAGAUGUCUUCUAAAGUUUACAUAGUUACUCAUCUCCUCAAUAUCUGAUGGGAGGGUGUUCCACAGGGUGAGGCCACUACCAAGAAGGUCCUCUGCCUGGUUCCCUGUAGUUUCACUUGCGUGCCAAGGCCCCGUGACUUGCAGUUCCCUAGUGGGUAAUAAACACAUGGACAAAAGUAUUUAGGCUUAUGGGUUCAAAUAGGCCACAACUUUAUUGGUUACAGAUGUGAGUGGUUUGGCUUAGGCACUGGGUGACACUCAACUCCCACCCAUCUGCAGGGAGUCCAGCUAAGGACAAACCACCAAUAGGGGGAGACCUAUGACUUACAUCAAAUAGGGGCAACCAACAGUUCCCCGUUGUGGUCGUGGCAUGGCCCUAGCCCAUGUCCGGGCAUUGGAUAGGAUCCACACCCCCGGAUCCCUUUAACAGGAUACCCUUAAUGAGGAGGAGCAGGAGGAGGCUACAACUUCCCCUCCAUCCAAACAAAGGCUUACCCAAUGCCUAACCUCACAAAGUUGUGACGAUUGCUAUAAGUUAGGCAAAAACCAAAUGGCUGGUGCCAAUUUGCCAAGUGAAAAAAACCCCUACCCGACCCCAACAAUAUGGCAGCUGACAUUUGUCCAUAGCAAGGUCAUGUCAUAGCAAAGCAUAAAAAAGAAGGCAGGUGGGUUGGGAGAUCUGGCAAAGGACGAGAGAGGAGGGCCACCUGGCUGUGCCACAGAUUAAAUUACCCAUGGCCACACCCCCAACUGGCACUGAUUGGACAGCGGGGCAACCCUGGGCAUGGCCCCACCCAACGCCGGUGACGCAGCCAGGAUGGCAUUAGGGGGUUGUCAAUCUCUGCCCCCGCCAGAUCACUGCAGUGGUCAGGAUACCUGGCUGCAAAUCCGCCCACCGGAAAAGGUGAGUGGACUUCUCACAGUGAGGGAACCUCCAGAAGGCCCUUGGUGUUAGAUCUCAGUGUCUGGGCUGAACAAUUGGGGUGAAGAUGCUCCUUCAGGAUUUAAAAGGAUUUAAAGGCAAACAGCCUCAUAUCAUGCACAGAGUGCCCUUCCUUUCUUCUGCAUUGGAGCAGGUAUGUCAAUAGGCUGUGUCAUUUCAGGGAUGUGAAAACUAAAUUUUUGCAAAUUUAUUCAGUGAGGUGCCUUAAAAACAGGUUUUUGGGUGUGAGGAUUUCAAAUCUACUAUUUUCGUGAUUGGACAACAUUUAGUUUGGUAAGACCACAUAGGAAUGAGGAAACACAUAAAUUGCUUUCAGAAAACCAAAGAAUUUUAUCUUCUGAAAAUUUUAGGUAAUACAGUGAUACCUCUGGUUGCAAACGGGAUCCAUUCCGGAGGUCCGGCCAUAUCCUGAAGUUUUUGCAACCGGAGGACUGCUUCUGCGCACUCGCGCGGCAUGGUUUACAGCUUCUGCGCAUGCGCAUGAGGCAAAAACCUGGAAAUAUACUUCCGGGUUUGCUGCUUACAUAUCCCAAUGUUUACGUAACCAGAGGUACAACUGUACUUUAUCAUAAUCAUAAUGAAAAAAUAUAAUAGCAAGUAAUUGGCAAUCAUUUUUAAUGACUCAUAUGCAAUUCUACACACAUUUUGUUUACCAAGCGAAACAAAACUAUAUUAAUUUAACCAAUAUAUGUUUGCAUUUUCAAGUCAUGUUACAACUUUUUAGUAGCCCUCUUUUUUUGGGAAAUGGAAUGCUGAAAAAUUCAACACCCCCUAGUAUGACAAUAAGCUGCUUUUCUGCCUUGAAUGCAAUGUCUCUUGCUGACUCUGAUGCCUCCUGGGUGCUGUGAUGGCUGAGGAGCAGCUGGAGACAGGAUGGGUUCUGCACAGUGAUAGCAGUGAAUUCCACACCUCAUGGCAUCCAUCUUGCCCAAAUCACAUACACCUCUGUGUGCCUCUUGAUCAAGGGCAAGCUCUCUACAUCACAUGAGGAUUCACAGCCAUUUCCUUUUGCUUUCUGCAGGACCUUCGAGGCAGCGUGCAGAAGAUCUGUCAUUUUCUUGGCAAGGAGCUGAACAGCCAACAAAUUGAGUCUGUGGUGGAAAACGCCUCCUUCCACAAGAUGAAGGACAACAAGAUGUCCAACUUUUCUUUAAUACCAGAGAGCAUUUUUGACCACACAAAAGCAAAGUUCAUGAGGAAAGGUAAAAACAUUGGAAGCCAAGAAAUAAGGCCAUAAUGCUGCGUACCAGGGGUGAAGAACCUUUUUCUUUUUCUGUGGAUGUCUGUUGCCUUGCAGAAAAAGCCAAUCCCCAACUAGGCCAGAAAGUGGGGACAGUUUGCCUGAUAUCAUACGGUUCUCUCUGUGCAACAUCUCACCAAUGUCUAGCUUUGUUGCAUGGAUGCCCCAAUCAAAACAAGAGAUGUUCUGAGAACAAGGGUAUGCCUGUAAGAUUUUGAGGCUUGGAUAAUUCUGGGGACUGCCUGAAAAUAGGUUGCAGAUUCUCCAGGCCAUCAAGACACAGUAGUUGCCUCAGGGUUGUUUAUGCCAGAGUUGGCAGGUUCUGUGCCUUUCACAUCGAUUGGGAGAGCAAGCAGAAAUUCAGCAGGCAGAGCAACAGACACACAGUUCUUGGAGAUCUCUAUGGUGCGAUAAGAAAGUAUGGCUGGACCCAGCUGGUCCAGGUACCCAACAUGCAUGCAUUAGUGCUGCUGGAAAGCCAAAUCAGGAGGGUGGGAAUGGCUGGGGAGGGGCUCAGGGCAAACAGCUAGGGGGCAUCUGUUUACUUCCAUAACAUCAGCCAUCUGAGGGAGCUGCCACAUGUCUGAGCAUGAGAAAUAAAAGUUAUAAUUUGAGCUGAAGUAAUUUCAUGCAAACUUCUUUGUGGUUGACAUUUGCUCUUGUGUUGUUCUAGGGAUCUCCGGGGACUGGAAGAACCACCUGACAGUGGCGCAGAGUGAACGCUUUGAUGAUGCCUAUCAGGAGAACAUGCAUGGUGUGAAUAUGACCUUCCCUUGGGAAUGA
Podarcis lilfordi (Lilford's wall lizard) is the source of this 13757-nucleotide messenger RNA. The record is from the annotation of a GenBank genome assembly. NCBI's taxonomy places the organism in Eukaryota, Metazoa, Chordata, Lepidosauria, Squamata, Lacertidae.